AUGUCAAGUUAUUUGGCAACCCUGAGUACUAAUGAUAUAGGCCAUGGCAUGGUCAUGAGCCUUAUCAAUCAGAAGUUGUCAGAAGAAAAGAUCGAUGGGAUAAGUCUUUUUCUGACCCAUAAUGGCAUAUUGCCAUAUGGGAGAGUGCCACAGUGGCUAUUAGAAGGUCACAAGAUAGAUCAUGUGAGAACACUCAGGGUAUGUAGGGUCGCGAGCGAACCAAUUGCAUUUGAUGUUGAUGAAUGGUGGCGUUUAGAUACCAUAGGCAUCGCCCCAUCCGAGCAAUACACUGUCUGCGAAGCGGAAGCCAUGCGAAAGGUUUCGCAGAGUGUAACGAAGAAGCCUGAAGGAUAUCAGGUUAGCUUACGUCCGUCAGAAGGUAGGCCAGAAACCAACUUUAGAAAUGCUGUAGCACAGCUGGAUUCGUUGCAAACCAAAUUUCAGGAAGACAAGGAAUACUAUGAUCAAUAUCAGGGAGUGAUUGACAAAUACCUAGAGGCAGGAUUUAUAUAUGAAGUAAAAGAUCCAAAAAUAGAAGGAUACUACAUGCCGCAUUUCGGCAUUAAAAAGGCUAGCCGCACGACCCCCCUUAGAAUUGUAUUCAAUGCCUCAUCCAAAGCUAAGAAUAAUAAAUCCUUAAAUGAAUGCCUGUUACCUGGGCCUAAUUUAGUAGAGCUGGCCUAUAAUUUGUUUCGAAUGAAUAAAUACGCCAUGCUUGCAGACAUAAGCAAAGCAUUUCAUAGAGUACUGUUAGAUCCCCGUGAUGCCAAAUAUACAAGAUUCCUGUGGCGAGAGGUAGCAGGUCGAGCGCUGACCUUCGCUUUCAGAGUCGUGGUGUUCGGCAUCACGGCUAGUCCCUUUUUGUUGCAAGAAGUGUUGAGUCAUCAUUUUAAGUUAAAAGGAAGACCUGAAUUAAGCAAGUCCUUUUAUGUUGAUAACUAUGACACUUAG
Macrobrachium nipponense is the source of this 951-nucleotide messenger RNA. RefSeq lists its product as uncharacterized. The transcript has 3 exons. Lineage: Eukaryota; Metazoa; Arthropoda; Malacostraca; Decapoda; Palaemonidae. The coding region runs from base 1 to 951 and encodes 316 amino acids. The record is from RefSeq and is a predicted model, not a curated record.